Molecule: messenger RNA, 1736 nt
Organism: Podarcis raffonei (Aeolian wall lizard)
Lineage: Eukaryota; Metazoa; Chordata; Lepidosauria; Squamata; Lacertidae
Gene: SLC19A2
Product: solute carrier family 19 member 2
Exons: 6
Coding region: 89-1558 (489 amino acids)
Biological process (GO): transmembrane transport; vitamin transport
Cellular component (GO): plasma membrane
Molecular function (GO): vitamin transmembrane transporter activity
Source: RefSeq, a predicted model, not a curated record
CGCAGAUUUGUGCGAGUCAAGCGAGCGGCGCGCUUCAGAGAGAGAGAGAGGGACGUACGCGGAGACGCCCCAUCGCGGGGCUCGUCGGAUGGAAGCGCAGGGUGUCCUGGACGGGCUCCGGUCCCGCGUGCUGUUGCCUCGCCGCGCGGGGCGGGCUCCGCGCGCCUUCGGCUGGGCUUUGCCCACGGCGGUGCUGUGCGGCUACGGCUUCUUCGCCAGCUUGCGGCCGUCGGAACCUUUCCUCACGCCUUACCUGUUGGGGCCGGACAAGAACCUCACCGAGACUCAGGUCUUCAAUGAAAUUUAUCCAGUAUGGACUUACUCCUAUUUGGUGCUGCUCUUUCCUGUCUUCCUGGCAACAGACUAUCUCCGCUACAAGCCUGUCAUCCUUCUACAAGGACUAAGCCUUAUAGUGACAUGGUUUAUGCUGCUUUAUGCAGAAGGACUGCUGGCUAUUCAGUUCCUGGAGUUCUUCUAUGGACUGGUGACUGCCACAGAAAUUGCCUAUUAUUCCUACAUCUAUAGCGUUGUGGACCUAACGUUGUAUCAAAAAGUCACAAGCUACUGUCGGAGUGCUACACUUGUGGGUUUUACAGUGGGCUCUGUUUCUGGACAAAUCCUGGUGUCUGUAUUUGACUGGCCUCUGUUCAAUUUGAAUGUGAUCUCUCUCACUGCCGUGUCCGUUGCCUUCGCCAUGGCCUGGUUUCUGCCCAUGCCACAGAAAAGCCUUUUCUUUCACCAUCGCCAGUCAAGCACCCAGGUCAGUAAGGAAACGAAGGUGGUAGAUCCUGCCUUAAAGAGGGUUCCUGGGUGGGAAGAUGUUGAAUCGGAGAUCCCUUUAAAUAGAGAUGAUGAGCAUCCAGCAGUGCAACAGGAGGAGAGAGUGGACAUUGUGAAAGUAAUCAAAGAGCUCUGGCAGGACUUCCUUCGGUGCUACUCGUCCCGGCCUCUGUUGUGUUGGUCUGUUUGGUGGGCGCUCUCAACAUGUGGUUACUUCCAAGUCAUAAACUAUGCUCAAGGUCUAUGGGAAAAAGUGCUGCCUUCUCAGACCUCUCCAAUCUAUAACGGUGGUGUAGAGGCUGUUUCCACACUGUUGGGAGCUGUGGCUGUGUUUGUUGUGGGCCACAUAAAAACAUCUUGGGCUACCUGGGGCGAGAUAGCCUUAGCCAUGUUUUCCCUCUGCAUUGCUGCCGCCGUGUAUAUCAUGGACAGUGUUCAUAACAUCUGGGUCUGCUAUGCUGCGUACAUAGUAUUCCGAAUUGUUUAUAUGCUGCUCAUCACAAUUGCAACUUUCCAGAUUGCAACAAAUCUAAGUGUAGAGCGCUAUGCUCUUGUUUUUGGCGUCAAUACAUUCAUUGCCCUGGCACUGCAGACUCUGCUCACAUUGAUUGUUGUUGAUGCAAAAGGGCUUGGCCUGGACAUAUUCACACAGUUCAUGAUCUAUGCCGGCUACUUUGCUGCCAUAGCAGUAGUGUUCUUUAUCAGUGGGACAUGCAGUAUUAUCAGGAAAUCCUGGAAGAAGGAGAGGAGAAAUGAAGCAACAACAGAUGGUGCUUAAAAUGAAGAAUAUGGACUUGUUAAGCCCCUGUGUUAGGGAAGGGGGAUCUAUUUAAAUAUGCUGGUUCCUAUUUAUUAAUGUAUCCAAAUGCUGUUAAUUCAAGACUGUUACCUAAAUUGUCGUGAUACAUGUUUGUACUAUAUUAGUAGCAUAAAUUAGGAACAGAUUUAUUUACUUA